Carassius gibelio (silver crucian carp) is the source of this 2166-nucleotide messenger RNA. It is a transcript of the gene fech, whose product is annotated as ferrochelatase. NCBI's taxonomy places the organism in Eukaryota, Metazoa, Chordata, Actinopteri, Cypriniformes, Cyprinidae. Gene Ontology annotation, biological process: heme biosynthetic process. Gene Ontology annotation, molecular function: protoporphyrin ferrochelatase activity. The record is from RefSeq and is a predicted model, not a curated record. The transcript is spliced from 12 exons. The coding region runs from base 175 to 1404 and encodes 409 amino acids.
ACAACAUACGUCAUCGAGACGUGAUAACAGUGAUACCGAUCAGCAGCUCUAUAUCGGAAUUUGGGCGCUUUAGAAAAACUGGGGGGAAAAGAAACACUUUCAUUCUGCAGUUGAAGCAAUUCGCUGUUUUCUGCCGUUGGAAAACGAGAAGACUUUACGCCAGGGCGCGAAAUAAUGGCGGUUUUGGGAGGCGCGUGCCGGCUCAUGCAGCUGGUCAGGUUGAGUCCGCCGGUGAGUGUGUGCACGAGUGUGUUUCUCAGACAGCAGUCGACGGCCGCAGCAGCUGUGUUGGCCAGCUCCACCGCUCCAGAGACUCAGGAGAACAGAAAACCCAAGACAGGGAUUCUGAUGCUGAACAUGGGCGGCCCGGAGAAACUGGAAGACGUGCAUGACUUCCUGUUACGGCUCUUCAUGGACACAGACCUCAUGCAGCUUCCUGUGCAGAAUAAACUCGGUCCUUUCAUUGCCAAAAGAAGAACCCCAAAGAUCCAAGAGCAGUACAGCAAGAUUGGAGGAGGAUCCCCGAUCAAAGCCUGGACCACCAUGCAGGGAGAAGGCAUGGUCAAACUGCUGGACGAGAUGUGUCCGGAGACGGCUCCUCACAAGUUUUACAUCGGGUUCCGGUACGUUCCUCCUCUGACGGAGGAGGCCAUCGAGCAGAUGGAGAAGGACGGAGUGGAGCGAGCCGUGGCCUUCACACAGUACCCACAAUACAGCUGCUCCACCACAGGCAGCAGUCUGAACGCCAUCUACAGAUACUACAGCAGUCGCAGCGACAGGCCCAAGAUGCGCUGGAGUGUGAUUGACAGGUGGCCGACACACCCUCUGCUGAUCGAGUGUUUUGCUGAUCAUGUUCGUAACGAGCUGGAGAAGUUUCCUGUGGAGAAGAGAGACGACGUGGUGAUCCUGUUCUCCGCUCACUCUCUGCCGCUGUCUGUUGUGAACCGGGGCGAUCCGUACCCACAGGAAGUUGGUGCGACGGUUCAGAGGGUGAUGGACCGAUUAGGACACUGUAACCCAUACAGACUCGUCUGGCAGUCAAAGGUGGGGCCGAUGGCGUGGCUGGGGCCGCAGACUGAUGAGGUCAUCAAGGGCCUCUGUCAGCGCGGGAAGAAGAACCUGCUGCUGGUACCCAUCGCUUUCACCAGCGACCACAUCGAGACGCUGCACGAGCUGGACAUCGAGUACUCGCAGAUCCUCGGGGAAGAGUGCGGCGUGGAGAACAUCAGACGAGCCGAAUCUCUGAACGGAAACCCGCUCUUCUUCAGGGCGCUGGCGGAUCUGGUUCAGUCCCAUCUGAAGUCCAACGAGCCGUGUUCCCGUCAGCUCACCCUCCGCUGUCCGCUCUGUGUCAACCCCACCUGCGCUCAGACCAAGGCCUUCUUCUCCAGCCAGAAACCCUGACCUCUGACCUCUCAGCAGCGCUGGAGUCAUGUGACUUCCUCCAGACGUGACUCUGGAUCGAGCCGCACAAACGCACAAAUCACUGCUGUCUGCUGUCUGAUCGCUUCAUCUCAGGCCCAAAUCAGGAGAAAACCCCAAACAUUUCACAUAAAUAAUAAAUGGUUUAUAAGAGAUUGUCAUGACGGCUUCCUGCAGCUUUUCAUUCCUGUUAUGCAAGAAAAAAAAGACGACUUAAAAAGCUGCGAGUACACAGCAUAUUAGUAUUUGUUGCACUAUAAAUGUGUUUAAUUGUCAUUAAUGUCAUAAUGCAAGUUAGGCUUCAUUUCUUUAUGCAAAAUUGGAUUUUGGGGUGAAAUGGACCCCCAGACGUGUUGUUCAUCUGUAUAAAUCUGACUGAUACAUGGGCUUUUCUGCUUGUUCUGAUCCUAAUCAGACUCUUUAUUAUUAAAUAACAGAGAAAAAUCAGAAAAUCACUUCAUAUUCAACACAGAAUUCAAUGCUUCCAACAAAGACUCUCCCACAAGCCUCCUUCUCAACAUCAUCCAGAAGCAAAGUGAAGCGUAACCGCACAAAUCUUGUGUUUGAGUUAUAAUCCUCAUAUUUGAGAGUCGGGGCUUCUGAUUGGUGUGAUUUAUCUAGUUUGUGUGCGUCUGAAUUUAUGAAACGUAGUAUUAAACACUGAAGAAGAUGAAUGAAUCGUGUUCAUAUCUAAGAUCUGUGCAUCUGUGAUUAAUGGAAAUAAAUGUAAUUGUUGCAAACUCA